AGGUUUGUACUAUAGCUAAUUCACUGCCACAAUGACAACUUCCACCUCAACACAAUAUGUGCCAUCUGAGAAUGCCUGCAGAACAUCAUUUGGGCAAAUUAAACAGGUACAGCCAAAACUGCCACUCUUGAAGAUUUUGCAAACUGCAGGUGCUCAGGGUGAAACUUUCACACUAAAGGAGAUCUUACAUUUCCUUGGAGAAUAUAUCAUGCUGAAGCAGUUAUACGACAAACAGCAACAGCAUAUCGUGUAUUGUGGAGGAGACCAGUUGGGGGAUCUUCUAGGUCUUGAAAGUUUCUCAGUGAAAGAUCCAAGCCCCAUUUUUGACAUGCUGAAACGGAAUGUGACUUCUGCUACUGUUACAGAUGCUGCACAGAGUCAUGCUCUCGCAAAGGAUCAAAGCGUGGAUAAUCCAAGCCAAGAUCACCUGAAGCAGAGUAGCAUAGAGAGGGCUUGCAACGCUGGACGAAAAGAGAACACAUCAGCCAUGUCUGCAACCAAAAACACAUGUGAAGAAGAUAAAGAGAACCAUUCAGAAAAACAGCCCGCAUUAGAUCUAGUGCUUGAAGAAUGGGAUGUAGCUGGUCUUCCAUGGUGGUUUUUAGGUAAUCUGAGAAAUAAUUACAAGUCCAGAAGUAAUGGCUCAACAGAUAUUCAGACUAAUCAGGAUAUAGACACUGCUAUUGUUUCAGAUACUACUGAUGACUUAUGGUUUCUCAGUGAAUCUGCUUCUGAUCAGAUAGGAGUCACAGUACCAACAAAAGGAGUUGACUGUGAACAAGCUAAUGAAGAGGGAAAAGAGGAUAGCAAAUCGGCAAGUGAAAUUGCAUCUUCUGAAGACUUUGAAGAUUCACAUUCUUUAAGCGAUGAUACAGACAUAGACGGUCCCUCCACGGACUGUUGGCAGUGCACCAAAUGCAAGAAGUUUAACUCUCCCAUCAAACGGUACUGUUUCCGUUGCUGGGCCUUACGGAAAGAUUGGUUCUCUGACUGCCCUAAGCUGGUUCACUCUGUCUCUACAUCCAGUAUUGCCACAAUGCAAAGUAAAGACGACACAGAAGGGAUGGAUGUCCCAGACUGCCGAAGAACAGUCUCUGCUCCAAUUGUACGACCCAAAGAUCUGUGCAGAGCAGAAGUUAAACCCCACCAAAGCCCUAGAAGCCCUGCAGACUCCAUGCACCUGGCACAAGGGUUUGAAGUCAAACAGUCUUUGCUUCAGUUUAGCAAGUACAAACAAAAGGAGGAGGAGGAAGUCCAGUCCCUUGAGUGUAACGAAGAAUUGCUGAAGCCUUGCCUAGUGUGCCAGAAGCGGCCACGGAAUGGAAAUAUUGUCCAUGGAAGGACAGCUCAUCUAGUGGCCUGUUUUACCUGUGCAAAAAUGUUGAAGAAGAGACGAUUGCCUUGCCCAGCAUGCAAGAAACAGAUUCAGAUGGUGAUCAAAACUUUCAUUGCCUAAUUCUAUCACUCGAUGCAGGAAUAAUAAUAGUCUGCCCAUGGAAAACUGCCGGAAGGUGCUGUUAUAUUUUUAAUUAUAAAUGUUAACUGUGAAUUAAAAAAGACUUCCUCAAGGUAUUUCAUAAUGAAUACAAAACAGGCAGUGUUCUUAAUAUAUACAAAGUGAUAACUAUCAUAUAGUUUGCUUUAUGUUGAAAAAGCUUGUAUGUGACCUGCUUGAUGAAAGCAAGCUGUUUGUGCUAUUACUAGUCAGUUUGACAUGGCAAUAAGUUGAAGUGUGCGGUUACGUAGAAUAGUGCCAUUUCUAAAGUCUGGGGCUUGAUUGCACAAAUGCAUCAAACUUUUAGAAGGCACCUUAAUUUCAAGGAGGAUUUAAGUUGGAUGUUUAUUUAAACAGCUUACUUUGCACACCCUUAAAUAGCAAAAUGCUAAUGAUAGCUAUCUGAUUAUGUUGGUCAGUUCUUGGAAAGGUCAUCCUGAAUUUUUAAUUUGUCACUGUUCCUGGGUUUUGAGAAGACUAUUACGUUGAAGCUUAAUCACAAAUCCUGCUUUUUCUUCCAUUGCCCCUAUAAAAUAAAAUUUAAAAAUCAAACAUAGUUGCUGAAUACUAGUAGAGUUUUAGAGUCUGAAGAUUACUGUAGUCCUCUAGGAAAAAGCAUGCUUUUUUCAUUUACUGUUGAAAAACUAUAACUACUAACUUUGGCCUUUUAGAAAAUCUGCCUGGAGAGAGCAUCUCCUUGAGAGUUCAAGGUUUUUCAGGACCUUUGCUGUUUUGUUGGUUUAUUGGUUUAAACACAUUGUAAAUUGUCACAUUCAUGUUGAAUGUUAUAUCUAAACUUCAGGUUGUAAGCUGUACCUUGAUGUGAAUUGUGGAGCUGUCUUUCAGCCCCAAACCUUAUUUGAAUAUCAUUCUCCUCAGAGCAUACUUAUGAAUUGGGAUCAGACUUGAGCUGCUUAUGAGAAUGAUGACGGUUUAAAGUUUUUUGGAGAAUUUAUAUUCCCAUAUAGUCAUUACAAGUAUUAAGCAGUGGGGAACGCAUUGGAAGUGUUGCUGUAAGCAUAUUUUGAAUGGGGACGUCUUCUUUAAGAAUUUAUGGAGCACCCUAUGCUGGAAGAAUAAUUGAAGCAGGACCCUUUAAGUCGACUACCUGCACAUCGGGACUCCUUGCUUGGAAGAUUAUUUAUGAAUUUUGUAAUUCCUUUUUGUUAAUUUGUAUAUAUGCACCAUUAUUACAUAGUAAUUUGGUCACUACAACCUGUGGUUGUUUAUAUCAUUGUUUCUUUCUAUCCCUGCAACAGGCAUCCCUGAUGGAAUUAAAGAUCUAUGUUCUGAUUGUACAAUUGUUACCUUUCAGCACUAGAGGAAUAAUAGUCCCUCUGGCUGUGCCUGUUUUACUGGCACUGAAACACCUGAGUAGCCAUAUUUUUGAUUUCUCACUUUGUGUAGGCUCUACAAAGAACCAUGUGUGAAUAGGGUUUAAAGACACAGCUAACCAACAUUUAGUCCUGUUUGAGUGAGAGUUAGGUGUUGCAGACUUCAAGUUUUCAGAGCUUCUUCCAGUUUUCUAAAUAGUAUAUUUUCUAAUAACACUUUAAUAUUUUUUUUAAGCCAGACAAGUUAUUAUCUCCCUAUCUAAUCACAUAACUGUCCGUGUGAUAUCUGAAGAAAUUUGCUCUUGUUGAGUGUGGUGCUGUUUUAAAGUACAGGCUAUUCUGCUUUUCAAGCCUCACUGCCAGUACCCCUUUAGUAGUAUGAGGGAAAUAUAUUUAAGCAUUUUAAAAUAAUCUUGCAUAGCCUUGUAUUUAAGGUUGAAUAAAUACCCUUCUCAAACUCAUGUAUGCACCACCCAGUGUAGUUUGAAUAGCCACUCUGCUACAGAUACUGCAUUUUCAGCUGCCCAGAGACAAGGUGCAUGUAAUAGAAUUUAAGAUGAAUUUUUUAUUCUCUUGGGAGUGACUGCUGAAGACUCUGACCUUGCUGUUGAUCCUUGCUCAUCCUAAUUGGUUCCUACUGUGUAAUCCAGGCCUUGCUGUUGAGCCUUCCUCUGCUUAGUUGGUCUCUUGCUGUGUUCUUUUUUCCCCAGAGUGAAGCUUAGGUUCUGGGAUUUGUUUUCUGCAGAUCAGUGUUUGGUAGGAGCAAAUGGUACAAAGAGAGAUAGCUGUGUACAAAUUACAGGUAGGAAUCUAGGAAUUGUUCAGGAUGUGCAGAUUAUUUUAAUCUCUACCCAUCCUUCCCCAUCAUUUACUCCUGCUUCAGAGCCAUGUUAAGAGAGAUCAGUGAAGUGAGGUAUCUUGCACUUUAGAACCAUUAAUACAGGUCAGCAAUCUGCAUCUUAGACUUCAUUUGCUGAACUCAUUGGAAUCACAUUAGGAUUGCUUCUCACAACCAAAAAAAGUUCCUGAGGGUAUACAGUUCACCUGGUCCUCAACCCCAGCUACAGGAGGCAUUCCUGUCUUUUGUUGCUUUCCUCUGUAAUUUUUUUUAAUGGCUUACAAUUCCCUAUACCACAUAGCUAUAUUGCAAGGAUCUGGAAACUAUUCUCCCUUACAUUGCUGAAAGAACUUGCUGCUUCAAGUUGAAAAUGAGAGAGACUAGCACAUACCAUAUAUUGGCCUGUGAUGAUCGCUGGAUUUAAUUAUAGGCUUUAAAGUUGCAAAGGCAAAGUAAGGAAUAACUUCUGUUCAUGUAAAAUUGCUAUUUUCCUAUCUGUAGCUGUAUGAAAUACUUUUCUGUAUUUGUUACGUGGUUCUAAAUUUAAUGGAGGGGGGAGCAUGAGAUUGGAGCUAGGAACCCCUCUACUACCUAAAUAAUAUUUUGGUAGGUAGUUCCUGUUCUCUGAUGUUUAUUUUCUUGCAAAUCAUCUUUUUUAAAAAAGGAAAAUAACCAAUCUAUACUUACAUCAAAUAUACCGUAAUUUGCAAGUGGUAAAAUUUUAAACAAGGCAGUAUAUUAAACAGUGCAGGAGUCAUAUUAUUUUAAAACAAUUAAAAAAAAAACACCUUGGAGGUGAAAAUACAGAGUUAGUAACUUGCUCAAAUAAUUGAGACAAAAAUAGAAGUUGUUGCACCUCAUCCUUCUAAGGAAUUGCCUAUAGUUGAUCAGCUGAUCAUUGAAGAAGGUUGUGAAAAUGCAGCAUUCCAAGAAUUCGCCUGUAGAUGGGGCAGAAGUAAUAUUGCUCAAAUGCACAUUUUUGUCUGUUUUGCAGGUAUAUUAAUAUUGCUUUAUGGUGCAGUUAUUCUACUUUGGUUUUUUUUAAAUGUAUACUUAAUGGUAGGCUAGAAGUAGCUUUGAACAUUAUAUGGAGAGUAGUGAGGGAUCUUUUCAAAGUAGCAUGUAAAAGUAUUGGGAAGGAUUACGUUUCUCCCCAUGAAAAAGGAUGUAUGUGUUUUCCCUUUGCAUAAACUUAUGUUCCCUUCUGACAUUGCCCUGCACCGUGUAUGUACUAAAUAUCCAUUUCCUGUUUCUUCAUAGUGUUGCUAUAAACCCACUGUGUUUUAUAGAUCUGUUAAUCUCAGAAUCUGUGCAGUUCCAUUUGUAUUUUGGUUUUUGUGUAAUGUAGAUGCACCUUGGGAAAAGCUUUUGACAACAAAUAAGUGAGCUGGUAUCAGUUUGUUGUUUUGUGUAAGUGAUGAAUAUUUUUAUUGAAAUUAUAUUGAGAGUUGUAUUUCAGAUGUCUGUUUUCAUUUUGUGGGUCAAAGCUAUAUAUUUCCCUGUAACCCAAAAGAAUUUUCAGAUGACCCUAGUCCAGUUAAAUAGAUGUACACCCAGAUCAUAUUUUUGGCAGCAACAUAUAAUACUCUGAAAAUACAGGUCAGCCCACAGUCAACACUGGUGGACUGCACCAGAUAUAUUUAUAAUAUUCAGUUGCUGGAUCAUAGUCAAUGGGGUAGUUACUAAAUUGAAAUGUAUUAUACUACUGUCUUUAAUGAGAGCCAGUUUAGUGUAGUGGUUAAGUGCGCAGAGUCUAAUCUGGACAAACUGGGUUUGAUUCCCCACAUUCCACAUGCAGUCAGCAGGGUGACCUUGGGUCAGUCACAGUUCUUUCAGAACUGUUAUCUUAAAACCAUUCUCUGAGCCCCACCUACUUCACAGGGUAUCUGUUGUGGGGAGAGGAAGGGAAGGAGAUUGUAAACAACUCUGAGACUCUGAGUGAAGGAAGGGGUAUAAAUACAAUCUCUUAUAUUCUAAUUCUAUGUAAUGCCGAUUAUUCAUUUCUGUUCAAAAUAGCAGUUAAGUAAUUUGAAAAAUUUUAUCAAGAAGAGUGUUUUAAAAAAUGAGGGCCAGUUAUAUAAAGCCUCAUAAGAGAUUAUAAAGCUAUAGUUAACCAAGAUUAGUUAAACAUGAGGGAAGACUGGGUUAAUCUGGGUUUGUCAAGUUUCCUAAUAGAUUUUAAGAUGCUAGAAAGUUCAGAACUUUCCAUUUAUCUCCAUCAUCCACAUCAAAGAGAUCCCUAUCAUGCAAUAUUGAGGCUAAAAUGGGAGCAUAAAAUUAGGUCCCUUUUAUAACCUGUCAGAUUACCAGUAGCUAUAAGGGCUGAUAUUGAAAUAAAUGUUUAGGUAAAAGUGUAGUCAAAAAGUCACUUUUGCAUACUGCUCUUCGGGUGGAAAGUGAUUCCUAACUCUUCACACCAAAUAUCAGCUCAACAUGACACCUAAAAAGGUAAAGGUAGUCCCUUGUGCAAGCACCAGUCUUUUCUGACUCUGGAGUGAUGUUGCUUUCACAACGUUUUUACAUUACGCAUAGCACCUCUAAAAAUGUAGCUACAUGAAUAUGAAGCUUUAAGCACAGGAGUUGCAAAUGGAUAGAGAGAAUCUUCAUUGAGCUUCACUUCAGGAUAGUUAAAAGUGCUGCUAAACUAGACUGACUAUAUGCAUAUUAAAUGUGUGUAUUUAACCUCCAUUUUGCUUUAGAUGUUUAUUUUUGAUGGAAAAAAUCUUAACAAAUCAGACUCUU
Molecule: messenger RNA, 6409 nt
Organism: Heteronotia binoei (common prickly gecko)
Lineage: Eukaryota; Metazoa; Chordata; Lepidosauria; Squamata; Gekkonidae
Gene: MDM4
Product: MDM4 regulator of p53
Exons: 10
Coding region: 32-1456 (474 amino acids)
Biological process (GO): regulation of cell cycle; protein ubiquitination; negative regulation of apoptotic process
Cellular component (GO): nucleus
Molecular function (GO): ubiquitin-protein transferase activity
Source: RefSeq, a predicted model, not a curated record